UCAUUUCGAUUUUCGAAAGCAAGAUUCAAGAACUACAAGAAGCAAAUUAUGGACAGAAGUAGUGGAAGAAGUUCAUUUGCUUCUCAGUGAACUAAAUAUACGUAUAUAUAAAAAGAGGCCUUAUUUUAUAAAUUGUGGGGAUAUUUUCUCUAAUUCUCUAAGCUAGAAACAGGAAGUGGUAAAAUUAUUAUAUGGCGAUCCAAAGUGUGUUCAUCUUGAACAAAGCUGGGGGCCUUAUUUAUCAUACUGACCGUUACAACGCCAAAAGUGAUAUUGAAAAGACAUUUAGUUAUCCAUUAGAUAUUGUUUUAAAGGAGGAUGAUAAGUUGACUGUUGUGUUUGGCGAGAGAGAUGGUAUAAAAGUUGGUUAUAGUCUUUUGGCGAUAAAUGGGGAGGAAGUGAGCAAUAAACAACUACCUAAUGGUAUGGAUGCUGUGGAAUUCCUUAAAUAUCCCAACAAUUAUCCGGUUUCACUAAAAUUUGGUCGCACCAAGCUAAAGACCAAUGAGAAGAUUAUGUUUGCAAGCAUGUUUCACACUUUGUUUGCAAUUUCAACUAAACUAUCACCUGAACAGAAAUCAUCUGGUAUACAAGUUUUGGAAACAGAAUCAUUCAAACUUCAUUGCUACCAAACUGCAACAGGUGUGAAAUUCCUAGUUCUCACAGACCCUAAGCAGGGUCCGAUGGACAGUUUCUUGAAACGCUUCCAUGAACUUUAUACAGAUUAUGCUUUAAAAAAUCCGUUUUAUUCUUUGGAAAUGCCCAUUAGAUGUGAGUUAUUUGAUACAAAUCUGCAAAAGACUAUGGACCAACUUGAAAAGAUAACAACAACGCAAUAUUCAAAUGAAUGAAAAAGUCCGGUAACAUAUUCUAUCCCUCCUAAUUAUACCUCUUCAUUGUCUUAGAUCUUCAUGUACUUGCAUUAAUAAAUAUCAUAAAAAUAUCAACAGCAAUGCAUGUUAGUGCUUCUACAUUAGGGAAGGAGAGGUUAAGAACGAAAACUAAAGAUAUUCCAGUAAGUACUGUAGCUCGACUGGCAGUAAACUAGCCUCUAGUCGAACAAAAUCGAACGUACUCGAGCAUCCACGAAGUGCGCGUGAAUGUCUCGCAAGUGGCAAGAGCUUCAAGGUUUAAUAACCAGAUUACACUGUCAAAGCUUCUGACUUCUGUGAUCACUGUCACAAUUUUGUUGGCAAUAUGGCAAUAUUUGAGGGAACCAAAAAGAGCCUUUUCGCCGUGAGACAGAAAUACCCCAAAAGAGUUAGCAAAAGAGUGAGUUUUGUGCUGUGCCUUUGUACUCAGGCCUCUUCUAAGACCUGAGGAGGAUAAUUUACUCUGGUUCUCACCUCUCAUCGAGUAAUGAUCAUUUAAAAUAUAUACUUUAUGCAAGCCAUGCACGGCGAAACAAACCACUGUAUUGUACACAGAUCACAGAUUUUGGACAAGUAAAUUCUGUUUCUAUGACUUUUAAGUAAAGUAUGAAGCAUAACUGUACUAUAAAUCUCAGAUUGAGUUACAGAAUAAUAACUUUAAUGACACAGCUUUUUUACAUUGAAAUAUAGCAUCUAGAAUUUGAUAUAAGGUAACGCGUAUACUUCUAAUGUGUAUGUAUAUGUGCAUGCAUGCAGUAUAAUUAUUGAAUACAUUUACUGAUUUGGAGUACGUCAAACACAUUUUAAAGUAUCCUGCAAGCAGGUCCCGAUACUGCGGAUGAGUUUCGUGCUUCCAUCUCCGUUUGUCUGUCAAUACAUGCCAUAGCGAACAUCUUGAAUUCAGAAUAAUCUAAUUCCUAUGACAGAGCAAACCUUAUUUUGUAUGAAAAUUUAAAUAACUUUGGUAGGAAGAUUUAAAAACAUCUGACGGCUGAUAAAACUGCAUGCAACUUGUCUCGAUCAGCAAGAUAUUGAUUUGUUUAGACAGAAAAGGAAGUAAAACACUGUGCCUUUCUUGGUAGGAAAAUUGCGAUGUUGUAUAAACACAACACCCUUUCUAUUAGCUUUGAAAGUGUCUAUGGAAACUUGAUUAUUUUCAUUCAACUUACAUGGUCUCCUGA
Messenger RNA from Dendronephthya gigantea, 2053 nucleotides. Its product is annotated as trafficking protein particle complex subunit 4-like. Gene Ontology annotation, biological process: endoplasmic reticulum to Golgi vesicle-mediated transport. The record is from RefSeq and is a predicted model, not a curated record. Gene Ontology annotation, cellular component: TRAPP complex. The transcript has 5 exons. The coding region runs from base 192 to 851 and encodes 219 amino acids. NCBI's taxonomy places the organism in Eukaryota, Metazoa, Cnidaria, Anthozoa, Malacalcyonacea, Nephtheidae.